This is a messenger RNA of Drosophila grimshawi, 731 nucleotides long. RefSeq lists its product as uncharacterized. Bases 100 to 624 code for a protein of 174 amino acids. The record is from RefSeq and is a predicted model, not a curated record. The transcript has 4 exons. Lineage: Eukaryota; Metazoa; Arthropoda; Insecta; Diptera; Drosophilidae.
UAAAAUGUUUAAUUUGAAUAAUAAUAAAUUCCUUUAUCGAUAAUACAGUUGAUAAGUCUAGUGAAAUCAGUGAACCUCAACUGUUUAAUUAUCUGAACAAUGGCUUGGUUUAGUGUAACGGUGCUUCUGUUGCUAGAAUCGGUCGAUUGUGGAAAACCGAAAUCCCGGUUUAACAAUCUUAAGUGCGAGUCAUAUGAUCUAGCCUUUUCAAAAUUCAAGAAGUGCAAGCUUAAUGUUGUCGGUAGGGGUGUUGUUGCCUUGAAUGUGUACAUCAAUUUGUUCAAAGUGCCGAUCUACAAUGUGAAUAUUAACUGGAGCUUUUGGCGCCGAUACAAUACUUUCCAACCAUUUCUGUACAAUAUCAGCUCCAAUUUCUGUGAACUCGUCGCACAUCCGAACAUGUUCACAUUUGAGGGACUUGUGCUCAAGGCAAUCAUGACACGCUCCAAUUUAAAUCACACUUGUCCCUAUGAUCACGAUAUCAUUAUUGAUAAUUUGGUGUUCUACGAUGGAUUCCUAAAUUCGCUGCCAUUGCCACAAGGCGAGUACAAAGUAAAAUUGCUUUUUGCUGCGGAUAAAAUCUGGAGACUUAUGGUCGAAGUGUACAUCCUGAGGGAAGAAUAAGUCGAAAAACAAAAUCAUAAUUGAUUUUUUAUACAAUUUCAUUUUUAUUAUGCAAAUCUCACAACUUGCUCACAAAAUUUGGUGGCAAAUAAAACAAAUACAUUUUA